UCUGGAAAGGAAACUUUCCUGAGAGGUGAAUUAAAGCUUCUUCAGCUCAGUAAUAUAGUUGUAGUGUGCAGUAAUGUAUUUAUCCCGUCUAUAUUCAGCUGCACAAUCCUGAGCCAUGAUCACUCCAACAUAUGUUACAUCAGUCCUAAUGAUACACUCAAGUAACUGCCGCCCCCCGUCCCCGCUGGGGGACUCCCUGCUGGGCAGCCCGCUGUGUGGAGACCUGAUGGAGGACCUGCGGGACAUCUCCCAGUCCAUCGGGGACACGCUGGGGUUCGAUUUCCCGGAGUACCAGAGCGCCGGCCCCGGCUGUAGGAGCUCCAUCUCUCUGGACACCCUGACCCCGGCCUCCAGCCCGUCCUCCGGCGUGUGCGUGUCGUCGUCGGCGGGCUCGGAGGACGGCCUCGGCCCCCUCAGCCUGGAGUGCCGGGUGUGCUCGGACAGAGCCUCGGGGUUCCACUACGGCGUGCACGCAUGCGAAGGCUGCAAGGGUUUCUUCAGGCGGACCGUCAGGCUCAGUCUCGAGUACGAGAAGUGUGAACGCAACUGCAAGAUCCAAAAGAAGAACCGGAACAAGUGCCAGUACUGCAGAUUCCACAAGUGUCUGUCUGUUGGCAUGUCCCACAACGCUAUCCGGUUCGGUCGGAUGCCCCAGGCGGAGAAGCUGAAGCUCAAGGAGGAGAGCAAGAUGGUGGAGAAAGAGGAGGAGAGCCCUCUGAAGGCCGACCACAAGAUCCUGGUCAAGCAGAUCCACGAAGCCUACAUGAAGAACUUCAACAUGAACAAGGCCAAAGCGCGGCUGAUCCUCACGGGGAAACACGGCAACCCGCCUUUCAUCAUCCACGACAUGCAGACCUUCCAGCUGGCGGAGAAGACUUUGGCGGCCCACAUGGUGAACGAUGAGGAGGCGGAGGCUGAGAGCGGCCGUCGGGCCGGGCAGGUGAUCCCUGCCGUGACGUGUGGGGAGCUCCAGCAGAGCGAGGCGGAAGCCAGGCUCUUCCACUGCUGCCAGAGCACCUCGGUGGAGACGGUGACCGAGCUGACGGAGUUCGCCAAGGCCGUGCCGGGUUUCCAGAGCCUGGAUCUGAACGAUCAGGUGACGCUCUUGAAGUACGGGGUCUACGAGGCCCUGUUCACCCUCCUGGCCUCCUGCAUGAACAAAGACGGCCUCCUGGUGGCGCGCGGCGCAGGCUUCAUCACCCGCGAGUUCCUGAAGAGCCUCCGACGACCCUUCAGUGACAUGAUGGAGCCCAAGUUCCAGUUCGCAACGCGCUUCAACUCCCUGGAGCUGGACGACAGCGACCUGGCCCUGUUCGUGGCUGCUAUCAUCUGCUGUGGAGACCGGCCCGGCCUGGUGAACGCUCUUCUGGUGGAGCAGCUGCAGGAGAGCAUCGUUCAGGCCCUGCGGCUCCACCUGCUGGCCAACCAUCCGGACGACACCUUCCUGUUUCCCAGGCUGCUGCAGAAACUCGCUGACCUCCGGGAGCUGGUCACUGAGCAUGCGCAGCUGGUGCAGGAAAUCAAGACCACGGAGGACACGUCGCUGCACCCCCUGCUGCAGGAAAUAUACAGGGACAUGUACUGAAAAGUCAGACGUGCGUUGAAAUAUCAACUCUACACACAAAACUGGGUGCCUGCAUCCAGCAUUAACAGGAUAUUAUGUAAUAUAUUAUUAUUAAUGAUGUACUGUAAGUAGUGUACAGCAGACACAUGCACGUGUUUAGAGGGCAGCUGUUACAGGGAAUGUGAAAACUUGAGUGAGGGAGGGGGACAAAAAAAAAAAACCCACCUGCGGUUUAAUGUGUACAGUUCACUCAAUAUUACUAACUCACAAGUGAACAGAAGCUAAUCACAACAUGCUGUGCCAAUCUACAUGGCUUUUAACCUGACUGUACAUACUCAAGAUGCCCUGAUGUCGUGAAUUCAGCGGGGCUUGCUGCUAAUUGUGCUCAACAAUACAGACUUUGAAUGAGGCAAAUGUAAUUGUCACAUGUUUUAUCAUUGCCUUACUACAAGCUCACAGAUCAACAUGUAUAAGUCUCAUUAAGUGCCAUAUUUUUCAGUCUGACCUCAUAAUUUUUCUCUGGUGACCACACCAUUAAGUAUUUCUUUUUCUUUUCUUUUUUUUAAUACUGUGAUCUCAUGUAUGGAUUUUAAUCACAUUAGAAUGACUCAGGUUUAACGGUUUCUUUCAGUGGAAUUCUCAGUGUUACAGAGUACAAGGUGUUUUGUACAUUUUCUGCCAUCGAAAACAAGAACAAGCUGUAUUGGCUUGGUCUGUAUAGACUAUUUUCACAAUAAACACAAUAAUCUGG
Salarias fasciatus (jewelled blenny) is the source of this 2315-nucleotide messenger RNA. RefSeq names its product peroxisome proliferator-activated receptor alpha-like. Gene Ontology annotation, cellular component: nucleus. Gene Ontology annotation, molecular function: DNA-binding transcription repressor activity, RNA polymerase II-specific; RNA polymerase II cis-regulatory region sequence-specific DNA binding; zinc ion binding. The record is from RefSeq and is a predicted model, not a curated record. Gene Ontology annotation, biological process: positive regulation of fatty acid metabolic process; negative regulation of cholesterol storage; negative regulation of inflammatory response. Bases 116 to 1585 code for a protein of 489 amino acids. Lineage: Eukaryota; Metazoa; Chordata; Actinopteri; Blenniiformes; Blenniidae. The transcript has 8 exons.